Molecule: messenger RNA, 1059 nt
Organism: Bathycoccus prasinos
Lineage: Eukaryota; Viridiplantae; Chlorophyta; Mamiellophyceae; Mamiellales; Bathycoccaceae
Exons: 1
Coding region: 1-1059 (352 amino acids)
Source: RefSeq, a predicted model, not a curated record
AUGACGAAGCCGUUCGCGAAAAGGGGAGCUCGACCGUUGAACGAAAAACCUGACCUCGCGCGCACGCUCGUAAAGUCUCUUUUGAAGGUUUCUAAAGAUAAGAGAUUCACGAUUGAUAAGAUGAAGAGCACGACCGUUUUACGAAAAGUAUUCGCUGAUGAUGAGGUGCCUUUUGAAAAACUCUGCAUGAAAGCGAUCUCGUCGAACAAGAACGAGAACGAGAACGUGAACGAUCUCGAGCUCGCUGUGAUCAAAGUCCCCGCCGCCUGCGAUUUGGGCGCUGCUAAUGGACCGAUCAAUCACUUUAAAGAAACGAUUCUUCCGAAGAUGAUCGCAGGAGAAGGAGAUUUUCAAUUUAACAACGAAGACGAAAAAGCAGCGAUUUUGGCGGUUUUAGAAUUGGAAAUCGAGGACGAAACAAUCAUCGAUUUGAAAACGAACGCACCGUUGAAGACUGCAGCGGAGAAGCUGAGAGAUCGCGAACAACAGCCGGAGAAGAAAGAUAAGAGGAGAGAGUACAACCAAAGAGACGACGUCAAAGCAAAGAAGAGAGAGUACGAGCAAAGAGACGACGUCAAAGCAAAGAAGAGAGAGUACGACCAAGAGUACAACCAAAGACCGGACGUCAAAGAAAAGAAGAGCGCGUACGCCCAAGAGUACUAUGAGUACUAUACAAAAGAACGCAUACGUUUGUCCUUAAGGGAACAACUCCGAAUCCCACCGCCAAUCUCUUCGAUUGGGGGGAAAUGCACGAUAUGCGCGAGGACGCGUAGUGUCGGGUGGAAGAGCGCGCUUAAGUUUUGUUCUCAAAUCGAAAAAUAUUUUGAGAACGAAGGUUUCCCCGAACCUCAGGGAGCAGACAAGACGCGCCGGUUUCUGAACCACGAGAAAACCAGAAGAGGACGUCAAAGAAAAGAAGAGAAAGGUGGCGUAUCCUCGGAAAUCGAUUUCGCACACGUCAUGUGUUUGAAUUGCGUGAGGAAGUACGAACGCUCGGCUAAGAUGAGAUUGGAUAUCAUCCGCUUAAGCGCGGUUGCGGCGGUGAGUGUGGCGAAUUAG